CACUGUUCUCCGACUGAAUUUUCCGCCUAGCCCAUGAAUAGGGUCAUUAUUGCAGCAGUGGCCGCUGCACUGAGCCUCACUUUCUGCUCCCACGGUCCCCUCCCAGGCCCUGGGGGAGGGGGAGGCAGAGCAGGAAGGUGAGGAGUUCUGGGAAGUCCCUGGGGAGCAGAGAGUCUCUGGGAUAGCACUGGGGAAACACUUCGGAGCAGGCUCCGCCCCACCACCGCGCCCCACGCCCAGCCUGUUAUAAACAGGAGGCUGCUUGGCUACCUCGGGCCACAGCCCACUUUGUCACCUGCUAGAAGUGCCAUCAACACUGCUACAGUCACCGCUGUUGCAGCCGCCAGCACCAGAGGAUGGAUGCCCAUGCACAGGGAGGGUGCAGCCUCAAGAUGCAGGCUGAAGGCACGGGCCAAACAGUGGGUGGGGGGCCAGGAACCUGGACAUGCCCCCAGGCAUCCCCACCGACGCUGCCCGAGGAGGAACAUGGAGAGAGGCUGGUAGAGCUGCACGCCUCCUUCAGGGAGCUGGUCACCUUCUUCUGCACCAACUCCACUAUCCACGGCACCAUCCGCCUUGUUUGCUCCAGCCAGAACCGCCUCAAGACGGCCUCCUGGGGGCUACUGCUGGCAGGAGCCCUGGGCGUGCUCUACUGGCAGUUCGCACUCCUCUUCGAGCAGUACUGGCGUUACCCGGUCAUCAUGACAGUGUCUGUGCACUCGGAGCGCAAGCUCUUCCCAUCGGUCACUCUGUGCGACAUGAACCCACACCGGCCACACUUAGCCCGCCACCAUCUGCGGGUUCUGGAUGACUUUGCCCGGGAGAGCAUCUACUCCCUGUAUCGGUUCAACUUUAGCAACAGCAUGGACGCCCUGGGGGCCGAGGUCCCAGGUCCAGAGCCCGCCUUCCAUCUGGACCGUAGGAUCCGCCUGCAGAGGCUGAGGCCCUUGCAUGGCCAGAACAGAGUGGGCUUCAAACUGUGUAACAGCAGUGGCGGCGACUGUGUUGAGCGGGCCUACUCCUCUGGCGUGGUGGCCGCCCGGGAGUGGUACCGCUUCCACUACAUAAACAUCCUGGCCCUGCUGCCCGCUGCCCAUGAGGACAGCCACGGCAGCCACUUUGUCUUCUCCUGCCGCUACGAUGACCGGGACUGCCAUGCCCAGCACUUCCAGACGUCCCACCACCCCACCUAUGGCAGCUGCUACACCUUCAACAGUGUCUGGGCAGCACAACGGCCGGGCGUCACCCACAGGAUCAGCCUGGUCCUCAGGGCUGAGCAGCUGGACCACCUCCCUCUACUGUCCACGAAGGCUGGCAUCAAGGUCAUGAUCCACCCACAAGACCACACGCCCUUCCUGGAGCAUCAGGGCUUCAGCAUCCGGCCAGGGACGGAGACCACCAUUGACAUCCGUGAGGACGAGGUGCACCGGCUCGGGAGCCCCUAUGGGCAGUGCAUGGUCAGCACAGGCAGCGUGGACGUGCAGCUACUGUACAACACCUCCUACACCAGGCAGGCCUGUCUGGUCUCCUGCUUUCAGCAUCUGAUGGUGGAGACCUGCUCCUGCGGCUACUUCUUCUACCCUCUGCCGGCGGGAGCCGAGUACUGCAGCUACAUGCGGCACCCAGCCUGGGGUCACUGCUUCCACCACCUCUACCAGAAACUGAAGACCCACCAGCUUCCCUGCACCACCCGAUGCCCGCGGCCUUGCAGGGAGUCUUCGUACAAGCUCUCUGCCGGGACCUCCAGAUGGCCUUCCUCCACAUCAGCUGACUGGGUCCUGGCUGUGCUGGGUGAGCCAAGCCGACGGAACCCAUGGCCACCUUCUGCUUCUAUCAAGUCCUGGCCGCUGCCCCUGCCCUCCUUACCCUCCAGGGCCUGCACAGAGGGCCCCACCAGCAGGUCUGGGGCUCAACCCCUCUCACCUGAGCCCUGCCCCAGCAUCAGCCUGGCCAAGGUGAACAUUUUCUAUCAGGAGCUCAACUACCGCACGGUGGAUGAGACGCCGGUCUACUCGGUGCCACAGCUGCUCUCAGCCAUGGGCAGCCUCUGGAGCUUGUGGUUCGGUUCUUCCGUCCUCUCAGUCGUGGAGGUGCUAGAGCUGCUGCUGGACGCCAUGGCCCUCACCCUACUGCUGUGCUGCCGCUGGCUCCGUGGGUCUCGGGGCCAGCCCAGGGCGGCCACAAGGGUGCACCCUCCGAGCCAGAGGCCAGCCAGUGGACCAGUGGCUGCAGGCACAACGUCGAAUGCCCCGGGGCCUGGCUGCCUUCACCUCCCAAGAUGCUGCCGGGACUUCGGCAGGAGUCUCGACUGA
Messenger RNA from Bubalus bubalis (water buffalo), 2312 nucleotides. RefSeq names its product sodium channel epithelial 1 subunit delta (gene SCNN1D). Gene Ontology annotation, biological process: sodium ion transmembrane transport. NCBI's taxonomy places the organism in Eukaryota, Metazoa, Chordata, Mammalia, Artiodactyla, Bovidae. The coding region runs from base 357 to 2312 and encodes 651 amino acids. The record is from RefSeq and is a predicted model, not a curated record. The transcript is spliced from 13 exons. Gene Ontology annotation, molecular function: ligand-gated sodium channel activity. Gene Ontology annotation, cellular component: membrane.